Molecule: messenger RNA, 662 nt
Organism: Dichomitus squalens LYAD-421 SS1
Lineage: Eukaryota; Fungi; Basidiomycota; Agaricomycetes; Polyporales; Polyporaceae
Exons: 4
Coding region: 302-571 (89 amino acids)
Source: RefSeq, a predicted model, not a curated record
GCAUGACGGCUCAUCGAGCUUGGCUCAAGUUUUUGUCAGGGUGUAUAGUCAGGACUACACUAUCACCGAUCUCUAGCUGCAUACCCUAUCUUCUGGGUCUUCUACUAUUGGUCUCUACAGAGUGAGCUCAUUGAAAAUCCGGAGCGCAUUCUUGCGACGAGAUGCCUUGCAUUGCCUCUAUGAUGAACUUCGUAGUGGCUUGCAUGGAAUUCGGGCUCACCGCAGCAACGACCACUCACGUACAACUCUACAAUAUCGUAUUCGUUUAUAGAGGGCUUUUGUAGACCUUCACGAGUGUGUUAUGCGUUGUGAUCACUCCCCGUAUAUUCCUCAAGCUGCGCGAUCCGGAGCUACACGGCAAGGUGUUCCCCUCGUCGUCGGGAUAUGCCUGACACCCGGCACGCCACACGGGGAUACAGCUCACUCUGAGAUGUUCCCCAAAGUACUCGCAGCGAUGACAACGCAAUGCACAGAGGACGAAUGGGCCGACGGUGUCUAUCGAAUCGCGUGUCCCACUAAUGCAUUCGCCUUGAUCUAUGGAAGGUGGGCUCGGGUGUAUCAUUCUGGAUGAGCCGCACGCGGAUUAGGACCUCGCUGGCUCUGGACUGCAAACAUCCCGGUCGCCUGUUUUCACUCUACUUGCGUUGCAAGCAGUCGCACUU